GUAAAGCUGAGGAUGUGGGCUGGUGCUGGGCUAAAGGGAGAGGAGGUCGCUGCAUGCUUCUAGGGUUCGGGGCACUGAGCCAGGCCUACCCAGCCCUGCCGCAGGUGGGAAGUUAGGGAGUGCGAGCUCUGGGCUGAGUCUUUUUUUAACCCCCGGGUUGUUUUUCGGAAGAGGAAGAGUUACUGGUGUUUCAUAGCCCAGGUGUGGAGCUUGGCAAGGCCAAGCUGGGACUUCAUGAACUGUAAGCAGCCUUCCCCUGGGCCCCUUCCCCCUCUUGGAGGAAGCCUGGGGCCCUGGGUAGCUGGGGGCUCUGCUCCUGGGAAGCCUGGAGCAGAUGUCUGGGAGGGGCCUGUUCCAGGCCUGCCUGUGCUGCCCAGUCUUGGGACUUCCUCUUACGGGAGCACCUGCCUAGGAGGGGUGGUGGUACAGUGGUUUUGUGAACGUCCUAGUGAGUAGCCUCAUGGGGACCACAGAGCCCUAGCUCACACUCUGCAGGAUUCACUGCUUCAGUUGUUCCUCCCCUUUGGACCAGGCGCUGGGUGGGAAAAGCUCAUGUCUAGGAUGUCUGGAGGCUGGGCUUACAGCUGUGGCCACACUGACUUUUUUUCCUGUAAUCUCUGGCCAUGGCUUAUUAAGGCAGAGAAACAGGCUGUCUUUUGCCUUUCAACAGCGCAGAUGAAUCUCUCCCUGAUGAAGAGAGACUUGUGGCAGGACUCUUGAGGUCCUAGAGUCCUUCCACGUUUAACUCUCCAUUCUCCCAAAUGCUUCCUUCCUACCCUACUCUCCCUUUCCCCUUUCCCACGUCUCUGGGUCAUGGCUCUCUCUCCAUCUCUGCAUCUGGUUAAGAAUCUGACCCUCUGUGGCGAGAACAUGGCUUUCGUCCUAGAUGAAGAGGUGGGGGAAGAAUCUGAUCUCUGAUGCUGGGGCAGGGGUCCUUUGAUUUAGUGCGAGUCCCCACCCAGCCUGGCUUGGUUGGCUGGUUGUGCUGGUUGCAUAAUCUGGGCCCUGGGGCCAGCCCUGUGAAGCUGCCAGGGACAGUGUGUGCGAGGCAGAGCUGCCAAACAGGCCUUGCAGACAGCAGCCAUGGGGAAGGGGGGUGGAGGGUUACUCACAGAUGGGCUCCACAGAAAUGUUGGGGAGCUAGCUAGACAUCUGUGGGAAAUCCUUCUGCAGGCUUCUAAAGAAGCCAUUUCUGUCACCCAGAUGCCUCUGCUGACCCUAUGGCUCUGACCCUUACAGCCCAGGAUAACCUUAUCUCCUUUCUCCAGCUUGGGAUUGCCAAGGCUGAGUUGAGCCAGGUGGUGCACAGACAGAGUCCAGGUGCCAGCUGCUCUCUCUCCCACAAGCCACCAAGGAGCCACAGCUUCUCUUUUGGGAUCUUCUAGAAUUAAGCGGCCUGGCAUGUCACCAGGGAGCCGGAUGCCCAUGGCAGGCUUGCAGGUGGGACCCCCUACGGGCUCCCCAUUUGGCACAGCUGCUCCACUUCGACCUGGCAUGCCACCCACCAUGAUGGACCCAUUCCGAAAACGCCUGCUUGUGCCCCAGGCUCAGCCCCCGAUGCCUGCCCAACGCCGGGGGUUAAAGAGGAGGAAGAUGGCAGAUAAGGUUCUACCUCAGCGAAUCCGGGAGCUUGUCCCAGAGUCUCAGGCGUACAUGGAUCUCUUGGCUUUUGAGCGGAAGCUGGAUCAGACCAUUGCUCGCAAGCGGAUGGAGAUCCAGGAGGCCAUCAAAAAGCCUCUGACGCAAAAACGAAAGCUGCGGAUCUAUAUUUCCAAUACGUUCAGUCCCAGCAAGGCAGAAGGUGACAGUGCAGGAACCACAGGGACCCCUGGAGGAACCCCAGCAGGGGACAAGGUGGCUUCCUGGGAACUCCGAGUGGAGGGAAAACUGCUGGAUGAUCCUAGCAAACAGAAGAGGAAGUUCUCUUCAUUCUUUAAGAGCCUUGUCAUUGAACUGGACAAGGAACUGUACGGGCCUGACAACCACCUGGUGGAGUGGCACCGGAUGCCCACCACCCAGGAGACAGAUGGCUUCCAGGUGAAACGGCCUGGAGACCUCAACGUUAAGUGCACCCUCCUGCUCAUGCUGGAUCAUCAGCCUCCCCAGUACAAGUUGGACCCCCGACUGGCAAGGCUGCUGGGAGUGCACACACAGACGAGGGCUGCCAUCAUGCAGGCCCUGUGGCUUUACAUCAAACACAACCAGCUGCAGGACGGGCACGAGCGCGAGUACAUCAACUGCAACCGUUACUUCCGCCAGAUCUUCAGUUGUGGCCGACUCCGUUUCUCCGAGAUUCCAAUAAAGCUGGCUGGGUUGCUGCAGCAUCCAGACCCCAUUGUCAUCAACCAUGUCAUUAGCGUGGACCCUAACGACCAGAAGAAGACAGCCUGUUAUGACAUCGAUGUGGAGGUGGAUGACCCACUCAAGGCCCAGAUGAGCAAUUUUCUGGCCUCUACCACCAAUCAGCAGGAGAUUGCCGCUCUCGAUGUCAAGAUCCAUGAAACCAUUGAGUCCAUCAACCAGCUGAAGACUCAGAGGGAUUUCAUGCUCAGCUUUAGCACUGACCCCCAGGACUUCAUCCAGGAAUGGCUCCGUUCCCAGCGCCGAGACCUCAAGAUCAUCACUGAUGUGAUUGGGAAUCCUGAGGAGGAGAGACGAGCUGCUUUCUACCACCAGCCCUGGGCCCAGGAAGCAGUGGGGAGGCACAUCUUUGCCAAGGUGCAGCAGCGACGGCAGGAACUGGAACAGGUGCUUGGAAUUCGCCUGACCUAACUGCUCAGGGAUCUUUCUUCCCAGCCCUGGAGCCAUCCCCUUCUCAGCCUGAGAGGGACCACCACCUGGGGCCACGGACACGUAGGAUAAGGAUGGGGUGAAGGGCAGCUCCUGUCACCCUCCACUCCCCAGCUUUAGUUUCUUAAAUGUAGUGAUAGGAUUCCUUGUUGCUUGGUCCCCAAAGCCUUAUUACUUUACGCGUUGGCUUUAAUUGGGUUCACAGCAGAUGCCUCCUCUGCCCCCUGCAGGCAGGCCUGAGUAGGACUGCUGGAAGCCAUGCUUUGACAUUGUAACCCAGACGUUUCAGAACCAAAGGCCCCAGGCUUUGCUUGUUUACAGACUCCCCCUUGGGGUGAGUGUCUGAGCUGGCUCUGGGGAGCUAGGUGAGGAAGAGAGGCCCAGUUCACAUUCCUCCUAGCCUUUCUAAACCAAAGUUCUUUGCCAUUCCUACCAGCCCAGCCUUGCUGCUGGGUUUUUUUCUUUCUUUUGGGUAUUUGCACUAUUUGGGGAGCAGGUUUUUUCUAUGCGGGAGCCACUUUUUUGUACAGGGGGUAAGCUGGGGUUUUUCAGGGAGCCCUAUUUGGUGCUUCCUUCCUUAUGUUCUUUCCUCAAUCUAUGCAAGCGGCUCUGGCGGCCGCCAUCAUCUCCUGGGAUGCCAGAGGGCUGCCACCCAGCUCUUGGGCCCAGGGUGGUAAAGCCUCCCAGAGGAAGGGGUUGUUCGAGUUCUCUGGCAUGGCCCGAAGUACGGGUGUGCGUGCCAGGUGUGGAGGGCAGGGGGAGGUGGGGGAGAACUCUUCUUACCCUUUGGAGCUUGGUAAGGAGGGUGGGCCUAGGGCUUGGCAAGUGCCACUUCUGGCAGGUUUGGAAAUUUCCAAAUAAAUCCUUGUUUAUUGGUGGUA
This is a messenger RNA of Hipposideros armiger (great roundleaf bat), 3671 nucleotides long. It is a transcript of the gene SMARCD2, whose product is annotated as SWI/SNF related BAF chromatin remodeling complex subunit D2. Lineage: Eukaryota; Metazoa; Chordata; Mammalia; Chiroptera; Hipposideridae. The record is from RefSeq and is a predicted model, not a curated record. The transcript has 13 exons. The coding region runs from base 1402 to 2772 and encodes 456 amino acids.